AUGGCUAAUGCAGAUUUGAUGUCCCGCUCUUGUGGGACUGGCAACCCCAUUGAUGAUUGUUGGAGAUGUGACCCCAAUUGGGCUUACAACAGGAGAAGGCUAGCAGAUUGUGCAAUCGGUUUCGGCAAGAAAGCCAUUGGUGGAAAAAAUGGUAAGUUAUAUAUUGUCACCGACUCCGGCGACUAUGACGCGGUGAAACCGAAACCGGGGACACUCCGGCAUGCAGUGAUUCAAGACGAGCCAUUGUGGAUCAUAUUCGCAAGAGAUAUGACUAUUAAACUGAAGGUAGAGUUAAUCAUGAACUCGCAUAAGACAAUUGAUGGAAGAGGCGCGAACGUGCAUAUAGCUGGUGGUCCAUGCAUUACUAUACAAUAUGUGACCAAUGUUAUAAUACAUGGGAUACAUAUACAUGAUUGUAAGCCAGGUGGGAAUGCUAUGGUGCGGGACUCACCAGACCACUACGGGUGGAGAACCGUGUCGGAUGGUGAUGGUAUCUCCAUCUUAGGAGGAAGCCACAUAUGGAUUGACCAUUGCUCAUUCUCUCAAUGCACUGAUGGUUUGAUCGAUGCCGUUCUUGCGUCCACUGCAAUUACCAUUUCCAACAAUUACUUUACCAAGCACGACAAGGUUAUGCUGUUGGGUCACAGCGACUCAUACACUCAAGACAAAAACAUGCAUGUCACUAUAGCUUUCAACCACUUUGCAGAAGGGCUUGUUCAAAGGAUGCCAAUGUGUAGGUUUGGAUAUUUUCAUGUGGUGAACAAUGACUUUAAAUACAUUGUUAAAAUGGAUUUUAAAGAAUUUUAA
This is a messenger RNA of Gastrolobium bilobum, 807 nucleotides long. RefSeq names its product probable pectate lyase 18. Bases 1 to 807 code for a protein of 268 amino acids. The record is from RefSeq and is a predicted model, not a curated record. Gene Ontology annotation, molecular function: pectate lyase activity. The transcript is spliced from 2 exons. Lineage: Eukaryota; Viridiplantae; Streptophyta; Magnoliopsida; Fabales; Fabaceae.